Messenger RNA from Helianthus annuus (common sunflower), 1110 nucleotides. RefSeq lists its product as uncharacterized. The record is from RefSeq and is a predicted model, not a curated record. The coding region runs from base 1 to 1110 and encodes 369 amino acids. Gene Ontology annotation, molecular function: catalytic activity. NCBI's taxonomy places the organism in Eukaryota, Viridiplantae, Streptophyta, Magnoliopsida, Asterales, Asteraceae. The transcript has a single exon.
AUGAAUUACCUGUCAAUCAAUAUUAGGGGGGCAGGGGACGAAGAUAAAGCAAGAUGGAUCAGGAGGCUCUCUUCUGAGGCCAAGAUUUCCUUCGUUGCCCUUCAAGAAACGCAAAUGAAAGGUAUGUCAGAUAACUUGAUUUCUAGAUUUUGGGGGAACGCUCCUUUAGAGUAUUGCUCGGUUGACGCAAACGGAAGGUCAGGGGGGCUUGUUUCUUUGUGGAACCCUUGCGUUUUGCGGAAUGUGGCGACUAUGAAGCAGAGCAACUUUAUCGUCGUUAGAGGUUAUUUAUGUGGGGUUGUUGAUCCGGUGAACGUCUUUAACGUUUACGCUCCUAGGACGCCUAGUCAAAGGAGGCGUUUAUGGGAUGAAAUCCUUUCUGUCAGAAAUAAGCUUUCGGGUUUGUUUAUUUUGAUGGGAGACUUUAAUGAGGUCCGGUUUAAUCAUGAAAGGUUCAAUUCUAUAUUCGAUGAGAAUGCGGCGCUUGUGUUUAAUAACUUUAUUCGGGUAGGGGGUCUGGUUGAGUACCAUAUGGCAGGGGAUAAAUUCACGUACAUCUCGAACGAUGCUUCGAAGCUCAGCAAAAUUGACCGAGUUUUAGUGUGUGAUGGGUUUAUGUCGCGGUGGCCGUACGCGAUAUUCAAAGCUAUGACACGUGAACUCUCGGACCAUAGCCCUUUGAUUUUGUCUUGCUCGCAGGUAGAUUUCGGUCCUUCUCCUUUUAAACUCUUCAAUUACUGGAUGGAAAUGGAUGGAUUUGUGGAAGUUGUUAACGACGCAGUUCGCGAGGCCGCGACUUUUAAAUAUGGUGACAAGGCAAUUUUGGACCUUUUAAAGGGUAUUAAAAACAAAGUCAAGGUUUGGAGAGUUAAGGGGAGACAACAGGAGGCUGCGGCUAGAGAGCUGGCAGCCCAAUCUUUGGAUAUGGUUGAAAAAAUUGCGGGUCAGAGAUCUCUUUCCGAUGCUGAAAAACAGUCCAGAAUUAAAUGGAAAGAGAGGAUCAAACGGCUGGAGAUAAUGAAAUGCAAGGAAUUAAGGCAAAAAGCGAAGAUAGACUGGGUGAAAUACGGGGACGAAAACUCCACUUUUUUCACAAGUUCAUCAACCUAA